Triticum urartu is the source of this 1579-nucleotide messenger RNA. RefSeq lists its product as uncharacterized. Lineage: Eukaryota; Viridiplantae; Streptophyta; Magnoliopsida; Poales; Poaceae. The record is from RefSeq and is a predicted model, not a curated record.
CCAGACGCAUGCACACACACCACAUGAGCAGGAGUGAGAGUGAGCCACACAUCACACACGCUACACCGGCCGGGAUCAUCGAAAUGGCGACCGGCGUCGGCAACGGCAGUGGCCCAUCGACGAACGACGCGCUCCAGUCGAUCCUCGCCGCCGCGCGCCCGUUCCUCCGGGGCGACCUCGCGGCCGUCGACCCCGAGCUCCCCUCGCUCGUCUCCGUCCUCGUGUCCGCCGGCGCCGGCGAGUGCUACCACAAGCACGGCACCUUCCUCGCGCACCUGCUCGACGUCUACCGCAUCCUCCGCCUCUGGGGCGCGCCCGACGCCGUCGCCCGUUGCGGCCUCUUCCACUCCUCCUACUCCAACUCCUACGUCAACCUCGCCAUCUUCGAGCCCGACGUCAGCCGCGCCCGCGUCCGCGCCAUCGUCGGCGCCGCCGCCGAGCGGCUCGUGCACAUCUUCUGCAUCGUCCCGCGCCACGCGCUCAUGCACGACGACCUCCACCUCCGCUACACCGACGCCGAGCUCCGCGACCACCUCGCCGCCGCCGAGGCGUCCCUCCAGGCCGCGCGCUCCGGCGGGGCCAGGCCGGAGGACAAGGCGGAGCCGUGGCGCGCGAAGCUGCGGUCCGUGGUGCCGGAGGAGGGCGUGGUGGUGCCGCACAUCCGGACGGGGGAGCCGGUCGGGCUGUCGCGGCGCGUGCUGGCGGUGUUCGUGCUGAUGACCGUCGCCGACUUCAGCGACCAGUACACGGACUACCAGGACAAGCUGUUCCACAACGACGACGGCCGCCUCGAGUUCGCGGGCGACAACUGGGCCGCGCUCUGGCCGGGCACCGGCAAGCCGGGGCUGUGGGUGAGCGCCAUGUCCAGGCUCGCCGCGCUGUACCGCCUCAUCGCCACCGACGAGCAGCUCCGCCACAUGGAAGAAGGGUCGACGAAGACGACGGCGGACGAGCAGGACGCGGGCCUGGAGCUUCGCAUCCCGCCCGUGUUCGACCGGUGCAGCAAGGUGCUGGACCCCGGCGAGCAGAUCGCGGCGAGGGACCUGUACUGGGAGGCGAUCUGCAGCGACGGCAAGGAGGGCGCGGAGUCGCUGCUGCGGCGGUGCAUCGCGAAGAACCCGUACGUGGGGGAGCCGUGGCUGGUGCUGGCUCAGGUGCUGCUCAACGGCGGAGGGAGGUGGGAGGAGGCGGAGGCGGCGGCGGCGGAGGGGCUGAGGCUGGUGCUGGAGUGGGGCAGCAGCUGGGACAAGAGGAUGUCGUGGGAGGGGUGGGUGUCGUGGGGGAGGGUGAUGAGGGACAAGGCCAAGGAGAAACAAUGGCCGCGCUCUGCCUGGGGCAUCAUCAACCUCGGACUCGUCAAGCACAUCCACGACGACUAGCUGCCGUCAUUUAUAACUCGCUCAGCUGUGGUGCUUACUUAGCGCGAGUCUGUCUUCAUUGGCUGUGUGAUGGUGUGGUAUUUGAGUAUGUGGCCUAUGUUUGUGUCAUUGUGUGUUCAUUAGCGUGAUGGUGUGGUAUCUGUGUAUGUGACCUAUGUUUGCUGGUAUGGUUGGUUAAUGAAUAAAUCUUUACCUAUUAA